GGGAGGUACUUCUGGGAACAGGCAGCGUCCUCCGUUACUCCAAAACAAAACAACUGCGCAAUGCGAAGUUAACCUGUGAAUCACCUGCUUUUCUUCAGUCAUAAUCAGUUUCCAGGAGUUGACAGGAUGUCUGUGACCAUGGCGAAGGCAGACGGGGUCACCGUCUUCACGUUGACCUCUGACCCCAACAGUGCUUGUCCUCCACUGUGUCAGAUGUUCAAGGGUCUCUGCUACAGCCCUGUGUGCUGCUCUGUGUCUCAGCCCCUUCGGAGGCUCCAGGGAACGUCUCAGUCAGUCCUGGGGGCUUUGCAGAUCAUGAUUGGAAUACUGAACAUUGGUUUUGGAACCAUCCUCUGGGGUCCAGUGUUUCCCUUUUGGCUUGGAAGUCUAUUCAUUUUCUUUGGCAUCAUGUGCAUUUUGUCAGAGAAGUUCCCCAGUCCAUGUCUGGUCAUCUUCAAUGUGAUUCUGAAUCUGAUAGGAAUAGCUUUCUCCAUUACAGCCAUUGUAUUCUACAGUAUUUUCCUUGACAGAUCAUGGUGGUAUUACUACUCAUCAUGUGAGACAAAUCGUUACUGGGGAUACAGCAGUCGUUACAGGACGACGGCCACUGAAUCCCCUGAGCUACAGAUCAUGAUUAAGAAAUGUGAGGAAGGCCAACAUCUGAUUAUGAUACUUAUGAAAAGCAUCUGUAUUGUGCUGAUCAUCCUGUCAGUUCUGGAGCUUUGCAUCACCAUCAGCUCUGUCGUCUUGGGCAUCAAAGCUCUGAGAAAGAGAGGAAAGGAACAAAACAAGAGCUCUGAAGUCCCAGAACACUACAAAGAGCUCUUGGAGGACGCCACCACUAACGCUACAGUCUAAGUCAGCACCUGUUUUACAUGGUCAUACACCAUGAACUGUAAUCCUGGGUGUUUCUACUGUGUCUGCAAGACUUCUGGGUCAUUUACUGAAAGGAUUCUCUUCACUUAAUGAUAUUCUAGUGAACAGAUUUUAAUUUUUCACAUAUGCUGCUUGCUUUCACUUUCUGUUCAUGUUCAUUCAAUCUCAUUCCAGUUAUCAUAACAUUUAUGUUAAUGUCUGUCUAGAAUUCAGUGAGUUUGUUGUUAAAAUGGACCUCAUCGUAACCCUUGACUGUAUUUGUUAAAUGACCUUAAACUGGAUCAUAAUCAAGGUAUUCUGAAAGAUAGAAAUUUAAUGAGUUUAAGAAAUAAUACUUGUAGUGUAUGAUCGACAUUAUGCUGAAAGAAAGUGAAAAGAAGUGAAGAGAAGUACAU
Messenger RNA from Sphaeramia orbicularis (orbiculate cardinalfish), 1271 nucleotides. RefSeq lists its product as uncharacterized. The transcript is spliced from 7 exons. The record is from RefSeq and is a predicted model, not a curated record. Bases 127 to 858 code for a protein of 243 amino acids. Lineage: Eukaryota; Metazoa; Chordata; Actinopteri; Kurtiformes; Apogonidae. Gene Ontology annotation, cellular component: membrane.